Colletotrichum phormii is the source of this 1552-nucleotide messenger RNA. RefSeq lists its product as uncharacterized. Bases 1 to 1278 code for a protein of 425 amino acids. The record is from RefSeq and is a predicted model, not a curated record. Lineage: Eukaryota; Fungi; Ascomycota; Sordariomycetes; Glomerellales; Glomerellaceae. The transcript has a single exon.
AUGUUCAACAACGCAGAGAUACGCAGCAUUAGAAAUGCGAACCGUUUCAAAUCGCAAACUCGGCCUGAUAACCUAGCCGAAUUCAAUAAGCAAUUAGAGGGGGCCGGAAUCACGCCUCGCAAGUCUUCUAUGACUGAUCUUUUACGUCCUUGCAAGCACGAAGAGAGCGAUGACUCUAGCAACAAGAACCACUCUCCAGACCUGCAGAGGGGGCAAAUUCUGAGUGACUCGGCCGUCAUUCACGACCCAGCAAUUAUCAACAUUGGUUUCCGGGACACCAAGCUAAGAAAUAGCGACUCCGGACAUGAUCAAGAUGAUCGCUUUCAGGGGCUUUUACGGAAGCUCCAGCGGCCUUUGCAAGACGAACAGUCAAAAUACAAGGUUGCCAGAGAUGGCGGUACUCGUCCAAGACAAGAUUCCGAGGAUUCUGGUAUUGAUACCAGAGGACCGCACAAGGCUCGAACUCUCAACCCACUGGCAAGGGAAUUUUCCACCUUUACCCCUCAGACAUCCUCAGCUACAGCAGACACGGCCGAAGAGAGGGACAGGAAAACCAUUAUCUCUCUUCUGGAGCAGAUAGCGAGCAAGACUUUCAGUAGAGCUCCCGAACAAGAUCCGAAUGAGAUAUUUGCCAACAUAAUCGCAAAGUUUGGCAUCCGAGGAACGCAAGCUUUUCCGCCGUUCAACUUCCCCCCCUCUGUGCCGAGACCAAUAUUGCAUCCGUCACUUUUCCAACAAGUCCCUCCAGCAUCUCCUAGUCCAGCUUUUGGCCUACAGAACAACAUUAUGGCACCUCCACUAGGCACUUCGACCCAAAUGCCUGCCGUACCAUUCAAUCCAUCUGCUCCAGGUUUUGCACCAUCAUUUGCACACAACACAACCGGUCCCCCUCCACUGCCCCUCGGUUCACCGUUCAAUCCAAUUCGGUCGACUCUACCCUCAUCUACCCAUGGCUCUGAUUCAAGCAACGUUGCCCCAGCUAUUGCUUUUGCUCGACAGAUGGCCAACAGUCCGUCAUUGCCUAUUCCCGGGCCUUGGACCGCUCCGUUCCCAACACAAACACCGGUACCACACCACGGGUCUGUGUUGAACGCGAAUGCUCCUGUGUUCGGUCCUGCCAUGACGCCCAGAUGCGCUGCCAAACCACGAGUCCCUGACACGGCUGGCCAGCAGAGUUACGAGGCGUACAUCGAGUGGCGUAAGGCAAACGAGCCUGGCUAUGCCCUUGAAUGCAAGGCAAGACAAGCCAAGAGGGCACUUCGACCUAUUCCUGGCUGAUUCCAUGAGUCAGCUGUGGUCUUGUCAUCUCAAAGAUUUGGCUAUGGAGAGCAUUGGAGCACAGAGCAUACAUCAGUGGACGGGGCAGUUUCAUAUCAGCUGGCAAAGUCUGGCUUUCUCAGAUCAAUUCUGAACUGUAGUUUUACGGCGAGAUAUUCUCAUAACGAUCGUUGGAGGAUGGCAAGGGUGUAGGUGCAUACAAGGGCAGGAACUUGAAGAGUAGGAUUAUGUGUUUUGGGGGCCCUUUGAUCAUUAUUGAGGGGCUGAAAUCAAG